Phyllostomus discolor (pale spear-nosed bat) is the source of this 1720-nucleotide messenger RNA. RefSeq names its product potassium voltage-gated channel modifier subfamily F member 1 (gene KCNF1). The coding region runs from base 100 to 1608 and encodes 502 amino acids. The record is from RefSeq and is a predicted model, not a curated record. Gene Ontology annotation, cellular component: voltage-gated potassium channel complex; membrane. Gene Ontology annotation, biological process: protein homooligomerization; potassium ion transmembrane transport. Lineage: Eukaryota; Metazoa; Chordata; Mammalia; Chiroptera; Phyllostomidae. The transcript has a single exon. Gene Ontology annotation, molecular function: voltage-gated potassium channel activity.
GGCGAGCCCCGGCCCGGCUUCCCCGAGGGCCGCACGCCGGUGGGACCCGCGGACCCCCAGGCGGCGGCGGCGGCGGUGGCGGGGCACGGAGCCGGGAGGAUGGACGAAACCGCGGAGCGCAGCCUCCCGGAGCCGGGCAGCCAGGACUCCCGGGCUGGCGACGACAUCGAGAUCGUCGUCAACGUGGGGGGCGUCCGGCAGGUGCUGUACGGAGACCUCCUCAGCCAGUACCCCGAGACGCGGCUGGCGGAGCUCAUGCACUGCCUCGCGGGGGGCUACGACACCAUCUUCUCCCUGUGCGACGACUACGACCCCGGCAAUCGCGAGUUCUACUUCGACCGCGACCCGGACGCGUUCAAGUGUGUCAUUGAGGUGUACUACUUCGGGGAGGUGCACAUGAAGAAGGGCAUCUGCCCCAUCUGCUUCAAGAACGAGAUGGACUUCUGGAAGGUGGACCUGCGGUUCCUGGACGACUGCUGCAAGAGCCACCUGAGCGAGAAGCGCGAGGAGCUGGAGGAGAUCGCGCGCCGCGUGCAGCUCAUCCUGGACGACCUGGGCGUGGACGCGGCGGAGGGCCGCUGGCGCCGCUGCCAGAAGUGCGUCUGGAAGUUCCUGGAGAAGCCCGAGUCCUCGUGCCCGGCGCGCGUGGUGGCCGUGCUGUCCUUCCUGCUCAUCCUCGUCUCGUCCGUGGUCAUGUGCAUGGGCACCAUCCCCGAGCUGCAAGUGCUGGACGCGGAGGGCAACCGCGUGGAGCACCCGACGCUGGAGAACGUGGAGACGGCGUGCAUCGGCUGGUUCACGCUGGAGUACCUGCUGCGCCUCUUCUCCUCGCCCAACAAGCUGCACUUCGUCCUGUCCUUCAUGAACAUCGUGGACGUGCUGGCCAUCCUGCCCUUCUACGUGAGCCUGACGCUCACGCACCUGGGCGCCCGCAUGAUGGAGCUGACCAACGUGCAGCAGGCGGUGCAGGCCCUGAGGAUCAUGCGCAUCGCGCGCAUCUUCAAGCUGGCGCGCCACUCCUCGGGCCUGCAGACCCUCACCUACGCCCUCAAGCGCAGCUUCAAAGAGCUGGGGCUGCUGCUCAUGUACCUGGCCGUGGGCAUCUUCGUCUUCUCCGCCCUGGGCUACACCAUGGAGCAGAGCCACCCCGAGACGCUGUUCAAGAGCAUCCCGCAGUCCUUCUGGUGGGCCAUCAUCACCAUGACGACAGUGGGCUACGGGGACAUCUACCCCAAGACCACCCUGGGCAAGCUCAACGCGGCCAUCAGCUUCCUGUGCGGGGUCAUCGCCAUCGCCCUCCCCAUCCACCCCAUCAUCAACAACUUCGUCAGGUACUACAACAAGCAGCGGGUCCUGGAGACGGCCGCCAAGCACGAGCUGGAGCUCAUGGAGCUCAACUCCGGCAGCGCCGGCGGCGGCGGCGAGGGCAAGGCGGGCGGCUCCCGCAGCGACCUGGACAACCCGCCGCCGCUGCCGCCGCCGCCGCUGGAGCCGGGGGCCGGGAAGGAGGGCGGCUGGAGCACGCUGAAGGUCUCCCACAGCGACACCUUCAUCCCCCUCCUGACCCAGGAGAAGCACCACAGGACCCGGCUGCAGAGCUGCAAGUGAUGAGGGCCGAGUGGGCGCGGGUGCGGGACGGUGUGACUGGCCCCUCAGGGACGGCCCGGAGGGGCUGCCCUUGGUCCCCCAACCCUGUCGUGAAUGAACGCCAAAGGCCCCC